Cetraspora pellucida is the source of this 437-nucleotide messenger RNA. Lineage: Eukaryota; Fungi; Glomeromycota; Glomeromycetes; Diversisporales; Gigasporaceae. The record is from the annotation of a GenBank genome assembly.
AUUUAGGUUUUAUGAGAAUUGCAAUUGAACAAGCAAAUCUCUCUAAUCCAAUUCCAACAGCAUACUGUGUUGGUGCGGUAAUAGUAAAGAAUGGAAUAGUUCUUUCUACAGGAUACUCACGUGAACUGCCUGGAAAUACACAUGCUGAAGAGUGUGCAUUAAAGAAAUUAUCAGAUCCAUUACAAGCCAAGAAUUCAACAAUUUUUACAACCAUGGAGCCGUGUAGUAAAAGAUUAUCAGGUAAUAAACCAUGCAUUGAAAGGAUUAUUGAAAGCAAAAUCUCAAGAGUUGUAUUGGGCAUUAAAGAACCUGAUAAAUUUGUUAAAUGUGAAGGAAUUGAUAUUUUAAAAAAAAAUGGAAUUGAGGUUAAUGUUGUUGAAGAGUUAGAAGAUGAAUGUUUGAAAUGUAAUAAUCAUCUUUUUGAAAAUAAUAAAUAA